Lutra lutra (Eurasian river otter) is the source of this 758-nucleotide messenger RNA. RefSeq names its product NKG2-A/NKG2-B type II integral membrane protein-like. Gene Ontology annotation, biological process: stimulatory C-type lectin receptor signaling pathway; positive regulation of natural killer cell mediated cytotoxicity. The record is from RefSeq and is a predicted model, not a curated record. The transcript has 6 exons. Lineage: Eukaryota; Metazoa; Chordata; Mammalia; Carnivora; Mustelidae. The coding region runs from base 18 to 725 and encodes 235 amino acids.
ACCAUGCAGCUGCAGAGAUGAAUAACCAUGGAGUUACCUAUGCAGAACUCAGUCAGAUUAAGGGUUCAAAAAGACAGCAAGUGAAAGCUAAGAGCACUAAAAGUCCCAUUUCAGAAACUGAGCAGGAAAUAACCUAUGUAGAAUUAAAUCUUCAAGAUGCUUCAAAUCUUCAAAAUGCUUCUCAGGAUCCUCAAAGGAACAGCAAGAACUCCUACUGUAAAGGAAAGCUCAUUGCUGGGAUCCUGGGAAUCAUUUGCCUUGUCUUGAUGUCCACUGUGGUCACAAUAGCUGUUAUUCCCUUUACUGAAGGAACAGAGCAGAACAAAACACUCCUGGAAACAAGGAUCCAAAAAGCUUAUCACUGUUGUCCGAAAGAGUGGCUUACAUAUUCUAACAAUUGCUAUUAUAUUAGCACUGAAAGAAAAUCAUGGAAUGAGAGUUCAGCAUCCUGUGCUUCUAAGAACUCUAACCUACUUUCCAUAGAUGAUGAAGAGGAAAUGUGUUUGUUGGAUGUCUUCAUUCAUUCUUCAUGGAUUAAAGUCUCCCAGAGAAGCCACUAUAAUUCACCUGUGUGGCCAAAAGGCUCACCUUUCUUUUCCAAAGGGUUGUCGGUAUCCUCAGAGAGUGACAAGAAUUGCCCAUUUUUUUAUUUUGACUCAAGAAAAUGUUCUUUUGACUCCUGUUUAGAAAGGAAAACAUAUGUUUGUAAGCACCAGGCAUAUUAGCCCCUUAAUUUUGGUAUAAUGCUGUCUCACCAU